CGUAUCAAAGCGGAUAGACCGCUUCGGUCGUAUUGUCUCAAUCUGAAAAACGUGGAUCGAACCGUUUAUGAAAACGAGAGAAAUCAGUGAUUAAUAAAAUGUAAUCAAAUAAACUCAUCCCGAAAAUAAAGAUUUUGUUUUUAUUUUGAAGCUGAUGUUCGUAUCGUUUCAACUGUAUGUGUUUAUCUAAUCGCAUAUUCAAUUUUGUUCUCGCCAAAGAAACAAUAAAUUUUGUUAUUGUCAUACGAAAAUUUCCCCGUAAUCUAAAAUUGACAUCCCAUUAGCGCAACAACAGUUCAUGCGUCCAGUUUGCGACGGAUACGGCUUUGUUGUGUAGAAGUUUUGCUUUCGAUUCAACAGAGCGUUGCGAGCGGCAUCGUAUCAAGUGACGCCAACCUUUUUCGAUGACUAUUUGUUUUUUAUUCAGUCAAACAGUAGCUAAUUAACACGAUUUAUUCAACCAAAGAUGGAUAAAGCUUGGUGUUGGUAUUGCAUAGGGUGGCGAGGUAUAGCUUUAACCAUUGGCUGUGCCACAUUUGUUCCUGUGCUAUUCGCUUUGAUACUUGCUCAUGACCAUGCCAAUGAUUCAUUAUGCAUAAUUUGUUCCGUGACUGCGAUGGCGAAUCUAUCAUGGUUGUAUGGUGCAUUGAAAUAUAAAUCGAGUUACAUGCUGUAUGCACUGUGCUGGACUGCAUAUUUAAUUGGAUGGUGCACUGAAGUAUUGAAAUUAGAAAAGAAUUUCUCCGUAUGGUCUAUUGUGUUAAUUGUGUAUUGCCUUGCGCUUUUAUGCUACGAUUCGAUCAUGAAGACCGAAGCACGUGAAUCGAUUCGAUCAAACCAGAAUAGUCUUUUCAAUCAAACCCAAGCAAAUCAGGCGGGCCAGCAUCUAAAUCAGACAAACGCAUCAUAUAAUAUUUCGCCAAUAGCAUCAGGUGAUUCAUUAAACCAAAUCGACACAAAAUCACUAAUCAUGACCGUUGAUUAAUACGGAAAAAUACUCAAUUAACUUGUGAUAUAAGGAAAGCAGACUAUAGUUCGGCAUUUAUUACAUUUAGCAACACCAUUACCUCUAUGUUUAACAUACUAUAAGUGGAUGGAAUAUUUGAAUGAAUUUUGAACCAAACCAUUCGAAAAAAUAAAUUUUUCAUACUCAUAAAUAAAUUCGUGAUCAACACCA
Messenger RNA from Contarinia nasturtii (swede midge), 1177 nucleotides. RefSeq lists its product as uncharacterized. NCBI's taxonomy places the organism in Eukaryota, Metazoa, Arthropoda, Insecta, Diptera, Cecidomyiidae. The transcript is spliced from 5 exons. The record is from RefSeq and is a predicted model, not a curated record. Bases 467 to 985 code for a protein of 172 amino acids.